This is a messenger RNA of Brassica napus (rape), 4058 nucleotides long. Its product is annotated as nuclear transport factor 2. Gene Ontology annotation, cellular component: ribonucleoprotein complex; cytosol. The transcript has a single exon. Gene Ontology annotation, molecular function: mRNA binding. The coding region runs from base 3321 to 3839 and encodes 172 amino acids. The record is from RefSeq and is a predicted model, not a curated record. NCBI's taxonomy places the organism in Eukaryota, Viridiplantae, Streptophyta, Magnoliopsida, Brassicales, Brassicaceae.
UUGAUCUAAUAUAUCUUAACCAAAAGAAAUAAAUGAAAAAAAAUCUAAGAUUAUAGAUUUAAAUAAGAUAUGUAUAUGAUUAACUAAAUUAACAUUUAUAUUAAAAUAUUAGUAUGAAAAUAGUAAAACUCACAAUAUUAACAGAAUUUUAUUUUUAAAUAUAACUAAAAUUUUAAAAAUAUUAUUACUGCGCAUGGUGCAAGAAAACACCUAGCUCUCCUUAUAAAUAUUCAUAUUUUGGCAAGAAUUUUAAAAUACAGUGAUUUAUUUUUGUCAAGAUAUUUAAAGGGAAAAUUUUAUUUAUACACUUUUUUUUGGUACCACUAUUCAACUUUACCACCAAUCAAAGGACAUUUUCAUAAAUACCACAUUCAUUAAUGGGUAAAUGACUAAAGUGACCCUAACUUAUCUAGGUUUCUUCCAAAUCAUCAUCUUUUUCUGGAGAAAGCAUCCACCGAUGAUAGAAAGCAUCUUCUCUCUCACGUAACCGUCGACAAGAGCAAUCACACUCUCGAUUACAGAGAAUCAAGACUCCUUGCUUUACCUUCACCCCCCGAUUCUCUUUUGGCUCGUGACUCUAAGUUUAUCUUAUUCACCGACUCCAAGCUUCAUCUUCAUCUUCGAUUAUGGAGCUUCAUCUUCGAGUUUCGAGUAUGUUCGUCCUUCAUCUUCAUCUUUAAGUUUCGAUUCUUUUACUUUUGUUCUGUCAAGUUUAAAAAUUUAGAUCGAGAUUCAUAAUCCAAAACAAAAUUCUGCUUUUUCACAGCUCGUAUGUUUCUAAUUUGUGAUUUAUGUUUGUUUUUCUAAAGAUUAGAGUGGUUCUAGGUUAUGUUUCUUUAUGUUUUAUAGUGGUAGUUAUUUAAGAUAGUGAUUUAGGAGUUUACAGUGAUGGUGAUUUAAGAUAGUGAUUUAGGAUAGUGAUUAGGAGAUUAAAUCUAAGAGGGAAAGAGUAUUCAAUAGUUAACUUACAGUAAAAAAAUUAUAACCACUUAUAAUUCUUGGUUUUAUGAUAUUGUGAUAGUACAUCAAAACAAUUUAUGAGCUUUUAUAAAGUAAUAUUUGAACAAGAUAUAUCUAUAAAAAGGUUUAUAAAACAUAAAAGAAUAUCUUCUCUUAGACCGUUUAUAAAGGUUUAUAAAAGUAAAAGAAAGAUCAUGUAUUAGAUUUUUAAUAAGAAUGCUAGUUGUAAUACAUGAAUAUUUUGCUUAGUUAAAGGUUUUCAAAUUGUAUAACUUAUCAUUCAGCUGAUUUUGUUGAUAAGGUUUUCUAGAAAGGAAUAUUCUUGAUAUAUUCUUUUCUAAUUUUACAAAUAGUACAUUUUAUUUGUGAAAGUUGAAAACCAACCCAAUUUAGUUUAACAUUUAUAAAAUUAUGAUAUUAUUUACACUGAAUAUUUUUAUAGAAGCUAUUAUGUAAAUAAAAAAUAUGAUUAUAUAUUUAUAUAAACAGUACAUUUUUACUAAAAAAUAUUUAUUUUGGUUAUAAUUGUUCAAGUAAAAAUUUAUAGGAUCAUUUUGUGAAUAAAAAAAGUAUGCCUCUAUUAUUGAGGAAUGCUAUUUAUUCCUUUAAAUAUAGAUGUGAAAAUAGCAAUCUCUAUUUUAGAGGAAGAAAUAUAGUAGGGUUCGAGUGAUUUUACCUCUAAAUGCUAUUAUAGAUGCAAAUAUAAAGGUGAGUUGAAGAUGCUAGCAAUCUCUAAAUAUAGAGUAAAAAAUAGAGGAAUGUUAUUUCUUCCUCUAUAAACAGAGGAAAAUAUAGAGAUCUCUAUAAUAGAGAAAAAAACAGAGGUGGGUUGACACAAUUUCACCUCUAAAUGCUAUUAUAGAGGUGAAAAAUAACAAUGAGUUGGAGAUGCUAUACACAAAACUAAACACAUAUAAGUCAAAAUUUAAUUUUUCAAAAUUAAACUUAAGAUUUCAAAAUCUAACCCUAAGUAUAGAUACAAUACUACAACAUAUGUUACCAAACCCUUUACCAAAUAAUACUAUGACAUGCUACAUUCACUCGUCUAUGUUGAAAACAAUUUAGUUUUAUUAUAUCUUAAUUUAUAUCGUUUACAAAUGUUUAUAAUUACAUAAUUUCAACUUUUCCCAUCAAAAUAUUUUUUAUAAAAUUUAUAAAUAAUUUUUAAGGUCUACUAUACGAGAAGACUUACAGAAUUUCAGAAGACUUUACGAGGUUAUAUUCUUAAAAAUGAAUUCUAUUUUUUUUUGGUCAUAAGGGACUGGUUGUAAUUUCAAUAGCCUUUUGGGUUACUUUUGCAUUUUAUUCAAGUUUGAGUAUAUUUUUGGGGUUAAAAUCAAAUUUUGAGUCAUAUUUGGCAAAUUUCCCAAUUUAUGUUGUGUAAUAAAGUCUUUAUUAACAUUAAUAAAUAAUUAAAUUUGUGAAUAUAUAAUUAACUAUGAAUCAAAAAUAAUAAUUUAAUUAUUUGUUAAUAUUGUAAUAUCCAAAAAAAAUAUUGAAAAAAAAAAUCAAAUUUUGGGUCAUAUUUGGCAAAUUCCCCAAUUUGUUAAUAUUGUAUUAUCCAAAAAAUAUAUUGUAAUAUUGGGGUUAAAAUCAAAUUUUGAGUUAUAUUUGGUAAAUUCCCCAAUUUGUUAAUAUUGUAAUAUCCAAAAAAAAUAUUUUACAUCAUAAAUUUAUUUAAAAAUUAAAAAAAAUGAUUAAUCCCUAUAUAUAUUGUUUAUAAUUUUAGUUAUACAUAAGAGUUUUUAAUUCUAUUUUAUAUGAUAAAAGAUAAUUUUAUUAUACUGAAAAACUUUAUGAUAUGUAAAGAAUUUGAUAUUUUAUCUAUUAAAUACAUGAGUGUUUUUAGUUAUUAGUUUACGCAGUAAAAAUAUUUAGGUUAUUAUGAAAAAACUUUGUAUAUAUAUUGAUUUUUUUUUAAAAAUUUAUUAUUAGAUAUUUUGAAUAUAUGUGCAAUAUAUUGUAAAUAUUUGUAAAAAUAUUAUGUAUGCAUGUGCGGCCAAAACACCUAGUUAUUUAUUAUGUCCGAUCAAAUAUCCGUGUUUGAAAAAAGAAAAAAAAGAAUAAAAAAAAUCGGAGUUUGAUUGACCAAUCGAAUUAAGAUGAAUUUGAUAGGUCAGUUUUCUUCAAAUAUCUGUAAUAUGUCCAUUAUUUCCAUUGUCCUUUAUGAUUUAGGAGUUAAAAGGCGAGAAGGAUUAGGAAAUUUAGUUAGGUUGAUUAAGUCCUCGUCACUAUAUAUAUGGUGGAGAUGUUAGGCCAAAAACCCAUUCAUCUUCAUCAUCUUGUCCUUGUGAAGCAAUACUUUGUUUUCGAAAUCUAGUUUGAAACUUCUAAUUUUAGAUCUCCCUGAGUCCCGAGAUAUGUCUGCGGAGAAGACUAAUGAAGAGAUCGUUACUCGUGGCUUUGUGAAGCAAUACUAUCAUACUCUUAAUGAAUCACCUCAGUUUCUUCAUAUGUUUUAUAAAGAUUCUUGUUUAUUUAACCGACUUGGUCCUUUAACCCAUGUCAAGAAAACUGUUUGGACUAGGAAAGACGUGAAAGAUGAGUUUCUGGCUGUGAAGUUUGAAGAUUUCACGGCUGAGGUUGAAUAUUCACUUGGUGUACCAUAUCCAAUGGAACAUGGUCGUAUUAUUGUGUUCGUCAGUGGACACUUGACGAGGAAGAAAGAUAACGUGAGGAACAAGUUUAGUCAAACGUUUCUUCUGGCUCAACAAGACAACGCCUUCUGUGUCGUUAACGAUAUUUUCAGGUUUAAAAAAGGGCAGACACAGACCCAGACGUGUUUUUUAACUGAGACUGAGUCAAUGUCGGAGCCUGAACGGGUUGCUUCGCGAUUGCCACUUCCUGACGAACUAAUUAGGGAGCUCAGUUUCACUUAGUGGAAGAACUCCGAACAAAACAGAACCGGUGGAGAGGACAAGUGACCAAACAAGCCAUUAUGUUGUACAAUAUGGGGAACAAAAUUUUCAAUUAUUUCUUUUCAUAUUAAUUUCUUUUAUUAGUGUUUGUAUGUAAACAUAUAUAUAAUAUUUUUGAUGAUAUUAAUAUUUAUUUGAUAAAAAAGAUGAUAUUAAUAUUUAUUAAAAUAUUUAUAUUUA